Messenger RNA from Corylus avellana, 1106 nucleotides. Its product is annotated as Mitochondrial import inner membrane translocase subunit Tim17/Tim22/Tim23 family protein. NCBI's taxonomy places the organism in Eukaryota, Viridiplantae, Streptophyta, Magnoliopsida, Fagales, Betulaceae. Gene Ontology annotation, molecular function: transmembrane protein transporter activity; protein binding. The record is from RefSeq and is a predicted model, not a curated record. Gene Ontology annotation, cellular component: TIM22 mitochondrial import inner membrane insertion complex; chloroplast inner membrane. Gene Ontology annotation, biological process: protein insertion into mitochondrial inner membrane; protein targeting to chloroplast.
CUAUUAUCGUUUAUCCGCACUACUCCUUUAUAGUCAGCAGCGGCACCAAGCAGCAGAAUCAAAAUAACACAAACGAGGAAUCUGAAAAUGGAGAAAGGAAAACAGGGAGUGGUGGUGCCGAAGAUGAUUCCCCAGCAGCAGAACCCAAUAGAGCUUAUUCAGGCUCGGUUCAAGGAGUUGGAGGCUGGGUUCAGGGGCUGGCUGGCCAAGCAGUCUCUGCCGGUGGAGGCCGCCGUGGUGACAGCCACCAGCGCCGCCCAGGGUGCUGCCAUAGGCGGCUUCAUGGGCACUCUCACCAGCGACUUGUCGUCCUCUCUCCCGACCCCUCCCCCCCAGACCAACCCACAAGCUAUGGCCUCUUUCAAGCAAGCCCAGGCUCUUUCUGGGGGUCCGUUUGUACAAGCCCGCAACUUUGCUGUGAUGACAGGUGUCAAUGCUGGCAUUUCCUGUGUCAUGAAACGACUGAGAGGCAAGGAGGAUGUCCAGUCUAGCAUGGUGGCAGCUUUUGGUUCUGGAGCCAUGUUUUCACUUGUGAGUGGCAUGGGUGGCCCAAAUCUGGCAGGAAAUGCAGUUACUUCUGGCCUCUUUUUUGCUCUUGUUCAAGGUGGACUUUUCAAGUUAGGGCAAAAGUUCUCUACACCACCAGCUGAAGAUGUUUUUUACAAUAAAACAAAAUCCAUGUUGCAUAACCUUGGCCUCCAGAAUUAUGAGAAGAAUUUCAGAAGGGGCUUGUUAACGGACAGCACGUUGCCUCUACUCACUGAUAGUGCUCUUAGAGAUGUGAAAAUCCCUCCUGGACCAAGGCUUCUCAUUCUUGAUCACAUUCAGAGGGACCCCGAGUUCAAAGAUGGGCGAAAAAGUGGUCGUUGAGGAUCUACUGUCAUUCUACUUUGCUGCAAAUUAUUUUUUUACCUGUUAAACCGUAGAAAACAUACGGGUCUUUUUGUUUUAAAUGAGAAGAUGUCAUUUUUGUGGUCAUAACACAUUAAAUUCUGCCCGAGUAGUUUGAUUUUCACGGUGCUAUGAAUUGGCUCAAAUAAUACUGUUAUGUGCUUGGAGGUGGUAGUUUGGGUAAAAUAUGCUGAUUAAAGUUGCUAUUAUUAUUA